CGUUGUCACAUCUUCGGAAUCGGAGAGGAAAAAUCUACUCUUUGUAAUUUAAAGAAAGCCACGUGCUUUAUCUUCGUUUACUCACACAUACAGUCUGUGCAUCGCGGCGCAUGCUCAAGAAGCGCGUCUAGCUCGAAAUUAGAGAAAAGACGGAAUCCCCAUCAUCGUGGUGUUUUCGCUCGAAAUCGACUCGGUGGGUUGCAAACUGCCUGAACGACUCUGUAGUAUGUAUAAAUCUCGUGCAGUAUGAGGAGUCGCUCAGCAUUGACUCGUUGUCGUAAUUUGCUUCGAACCCGACCGUUCUGUGGAGAACCUGUCUUGUUAAUAGAACCAUUACGUUUUUCGUCCUGAUACAAAUGAAAAAACUGGAAAAUUAGAAGACAGUAUAAAAGUGGCUAGUCUAUUGAAAACUGAGAGAAGCAACCUAGUUGAGUCUGACCGAUGUUGCACAUUAAAUCCUUAUUUUCGUAGUCAUAGAACAAUUUUUUGUAUAGGUUUGAUGCCGUCAAGACGGAGUGAAUUAUGAUUUGUUCAGAAGAUACACACCUUCGAAGGAUCAGAUGUGGUUGGUUUACGCGGACUAUCAUCCUUUCCUAUAAGUUUUGACGGUUCGACACGGCUUGCGCCCGCAUGUCGCUUGUUGCAAAGUACGUAAGAAUAGCACAACGUGUAAGGACCAUAGGCAACGACGAUAUUUUGACAAACAUCUACACUGGAAUGUGCACGAAUUAUUCCAAGGACAUAGCGUAAGAAUAUGUAUAUGAAACGGAGAAGUUAGGAACUUGCACGGAGUCUAGUUUUCUUGCUGCAAGAGAAACAUCUUCGACGCAGGAAAUUUAUCGACUGCUCGGAUGGAAGCGUUGUGUGACACACUUGGUGCAACACCAUUUUGGCUUUGCGGGUAUCUGGUUGAAGCCGUGGUGACCAGUUCGAAAUCGAUUUCCCCAUCUUUCCAAACGUUAAUGACGUUAAGUUGCGUGGUUCCGUCGUGUGGCGCCUCUCAUUCUGAUUGUGCACUUCGUCAUCGCUUGUUGUACUGGAGCUUCUCCUUUUCAUGCUGAUUUCGACGCGCGUUUUCUAUGAGCCUGGUGGACAUUGAGAAAGCGCAGUUGAUCUAAUCUGAUGCACUCGAGGGUGGCCUAUUCAAUGUGAAGGAACUGACGACUACUCCUACUACAGGUGAGCGCUCCUCAGGCAGACGGAGAUUUUCUCCUACUCAGGGUUGGGAGCUGCAACAAGGCGACGCGAACAAGCGCAGAAACACAAAACGCGCCUGCUUUGGUGCUGAAUGACAGGGGAAAUUAUAGUAGAGCAUCACGCUGGAGGACCCUAUCGCGACCACCUCUUUCGAAGGGAAACUAAGGGAGACCGCAGUCAAAAUACCUCGUGGGGCAGAAGAAAAACAAGAAAAACAGAAGAAUGAAUACACAGCAGAAAUAUAAUCAAAAGGAUAGAGAACAGGGAAGUAGGUAGCGAAAAUUUUUUAAGGACAAGUUUACGCACUAGAGCCCGAUAGCGUAGGGACAAUUUGAUCGGCGUAGAACUGACGGCGAAACCUGUCUCGUCGUGGAGGCUAAAACUAGUACGAUGGAGAUUAUGGGAGAACAGUGAGGAGAGCAAGAAGUACCCACUGAAGAACCGAAAACAGUCUGCCGUGUUUGUGGUGAAUUGGUUAGUAGAUCAUCGAUCUUCGUUUGCCUUUGCUGUCAGCUUCAUUAACAUCAAGAUGCCGGCGACACGCAUCCCUCCGGGAGUGUCGGACUGGGAGCAGAAGCGGGCGAACCAGUGGAAUUUGCUACGGAAGAAGGAUAGCGAGCCGUGGUUCCGGGCGACCUGGGCUCGCAAGCAGCGCGAUGAGACGUACAAUCUGCUACAAAAUUUCGAGUACGAGCAAGGCACCAGUCUUUACCCGCCACCGAGAGGCGAGGAAAAUCCGGUCGCCAAGGCAACGCAAUUUUUGAAGCAAAUAGUGGACGAAGGCAAGGCGCUGCAUCCGCCGCCAGAAGUGCAACUGUACUACUCUUUUGUCCAUUCUCAGAUUCAAAGUAUUCAUCCUGGAGAUCAUCUUCUACGGUCUAUAAGACUACCCUUCUGCAAUUGCAGGGUAUCAGCUGUGUAAAUAUGAGAAUGUAUAUAGCUUGCUACUUCCUUCCUCCGGAGCUGAAGCUACUACUACAAAUCAAAACUACAACCUACCUUACUCCGAUAUCGAAACCUGAACAGCAUUGAGUAUGGAGCUGCUUCGACGCGAGGAAAGUCGAGGAUAACGCAGAUAAUCGAGAAAAAGGCAUACGACGAGUACAAUGCAGAGUCACAUGAAGCGGGAAAUUUCUCAUUUGCUUUAAAUCCGCAGGAGCAGCAUUUCAUCCAAGAAGAGGCACGUGCCAACUUCGAGCCAGCUGUUACAAUUAUGAAACAGAAUAGGAUAUUGAUACAAGAAACAACUGAAUCAGCGGUUUUCUGUGGAUGGAUCGACGAAUAUUUAGAAUAGAUCAAUUUAUUGUCCCUGUUCAAAACUGAGCAGUUUGUUAGGCACUUCGUAUGUGUCUUUCAUAGUGAAGUCUAGCUUCGAUUUUGCUAACAACCGGUAAGAGCAUGGGUCGUCGAGAAGUACUUCGCAAUAUGUAUGAUCAUAGCAUGUUUUUUUCUCAUGCGGAAGACCGAUUUGUUUGAAAUCUGUUUGUCUUCAUUUGGUGCGACGGGAAAUACGCCUGCUACUCGCCUUUCGGGCGGCGAGACCCUUACCCGAAUGCGCAAGCCGAACCUUUGGAUUACGAGGUAACGCCAGCGCGAAAGAAGCCGGCAACCUUCCUCUGCGCGUAUGGACGCGGCAUCAACACGCAUCUGCAGGACCCUAUAUUACGAGCGCCGCAGCCUCUGGCGUACAGAAAAACGUCUGCGACGUACUAUCCCGACAAGAAGCAAGUGCCGCAGUGGCACAUCGAUGGUGUGCCGGCGAAAAGCUUCUACCCUAAGAGACCGCACACAAGUACAGAAGCUUACAUACUUGGCUGGGAUCUGUAUCUCACCACAUUUGUUAGUCCCACGUGCUGAACGACCUUUCUUUGAGUGAUAAUUUUUCACCAGAAGAUGAGUGAUUGAACUUCGAACGCCUCAGUUACGAGCUUAGGACGAUGUUGGGAAAAAUCAUUCCGCAGGUUCUGGCGUCCGAUCUACGAACGCCCAUUCGUCGCGGUCACGGUACGUCAACCGCGAGCUUGCGCGGACGUCAGCCUUCCUGCGAGAUGACCGAUAUAUCAAUCGAAAAGAGUACACCAAGCGGCACCAGAUUGAGGAGGGAGAAGAUCUGAUAAAUCCCGGUUGGAGCGACUGCUAAGACUCCUCUCAAUGUGAUUAUUCAGUUGAUAAGAGUAGAAAGCUGACUUACUUUGUCAUCUCGACAGAAUGUUGUCUUCUUGGCAAACAAAGAGUACGUUCCUAGUAGUGCUAACUAGCUUGUUGUCUGAAGGUUCCUUGAUACACGACUUCUAGUUUCAUCUUACCUGAGGAUCAGGCGCACUCUCAGGUGUUGUCGUAUGUAGUAUGCCUUCUACAUCCUAGGAGAGGAGGGAGUCGGCGACGUCUCUCUAAUUUUAGAUGCGAAGCGAGGAGCCAUACACAGAGCCGCAGAAGCAUGCUCUAGCCAUACUUGUAGCGAUAAAGCGAAAAGCCGCGCGGAUGAAGCAACGUGUGCGGGACGUUUUUGCUAUAUAUUGCGACAGAAAAGACGGUAAAAGUUUGUUCUGAUCAUUGUCCGCAAAGAGCACGUGAGGAUGAAAGUACAAAGAUUUGUUUAAGUUGUCGAACACUAGGACAGACCAAUGGUAAUGUGCGCUGCGGUUUAAAGAACUUUUGGGUGCCAUCGAAUUAAUUUUGAGAAUUAUUGGAAAAAUGAGCAGCACAUUGUUCUACACUAGAGCUGCAUAGGGGAAACUAAAACAGGUGCGCUGAACGGUGUACUUCCUUUGGAGCAUUUUUUGUAUGCUCUUCAAGAGGCGAAGGUAAUCCCAUGGCAGUCGCUUUCGUUGGAGCACCUGGCACGAGCUUGCCGAGAACUUGACCCCGAGUUUAAGGGCUACGUUUCUGUUGAGCACAUUCGAAGGGUGAUCAACCACAUGCCGUCAGACGUUCUCCAGCGUCUGCGUCGGAGCAUAGCCGCCGAAGAGAGCGAUAGAGAAGUAGAGACCCGAAUCACCAUAAGUGGAGGACAACUAGCAGAGGGAUCUAGAAGAGGUAGGCAGACUCAGAGCGCCACCGACCUGCACACAACGAGGAGGAGUGAGGACGCAGAGACUCGAAUCGACCACCAGGAGCCACUUCGUCGUAGCAUGUCUGCAGCAGGUACUCGCCUCUCUCGGCAGGGCUUUCGGGCCGAAGAGGAUCAUGAUUUACGAGAAAGAUAAUAGAUCUAGUUGUAGACUUCUCAUUUUGAAAGGGCUGGUAGAUGUAGACGACAACUGGCAAGAUGAUAGACAACGACCGUGUAAAUAAUGUCCCCUUUGAAGAUCCUAUAGUUGAAUCUGUUGCCUGCCGACCUCUACAAAAGUAACAGGCCUAGCGCCAUUCUGAAUUCCAUUUGCUUCUAAGCAGAGCAAUCGUUCCGUUCGAGGUGAAUUUCUCGAGGCGCAGGCACUUUAGCUAUCGUGGAUGGUUUCGUCCGACUUCACUCCAGACAUGGCGAGACUUUGUCGAGGAGCCCCCGGCGAGCCCCUCAGCAUUCGCCGUCGGGAGUCCAAAACACGGCGCCGCACUGAGUCCUCGCGUAGAUCGAGCGGCGUUGGAUCCUAUUGAAAGGGAAGCCAUGAAAAAGCUGUACGGUGCUCCUGUGUUGAAGCCCGGCGAGUAUCUUCGCAGCACUGACUCCUACCACGUGACAGAUGCCCGUCGCGCCAAUCCUUCGAAAAGAAAACCGAUCGGAGCGGCCUAGUCGAGGGAGUCGAUUCUCGUCAUAUUCGUUUUGCCUCUCUCUUUCCUUGGUGAUUGUCGUGUGGUCACUCACUUGUUCCCUUGAUCAUUGCUAGUAUAUCAAAAACGAAUGCAUUUACCAAAAAUUACCAUUACGUUGCCAAAAAAGUACUCGUUUCUCAUAAGCAAAGCAGGCUGUAUGAAGUACUUUUCUCAUAUCAAUCAAAACUGAUGAGCGGUCAUCUUCAAGCAGUGUCAGCAUGGAAGACUCAUGGCAUAGGCAUCCAAACCGAUUUGUACAUACGUGUCUUUGUCGGUUGAACACCCCCCCAAGCCAUAUUAUUUUCCUUCAUGGACCGUCGAUCAUCCACAUAAUACGACAUAUACACACCAUUCUUUCACCAAAAAACAUACAGGCUUGAGAAUACCAAUGUCGUGACACAUUACAAAUGGACCAUUUUGCUGUGCUUCAUAGUGUCCAAACUCCUCUCCCACAUUAGCGCAAGUCGCGCCAGUCUUGGUCACUUCG
This is a messenger RNA of Amoebophrya sp. A25, 5434 nucleotides long. The record is from the annotation of a GenBank genome assembly. NCBI's taxonomy places the organism in Eukaryota, Dinophyceae, Syndiniales, Amoebophryaceae.